GCUCCUUUUCAAAGUUGGUGAAGACAAGAGAGAUCACUACCGUUCUCUCUCUCCUCCCCUCCAUUUUACAGCAGACAUAGAGAGAGAAAGAGAAGAAGAGUGUGUUUUUGAACAAGCAUGCAUGCUCCAAUUUCCAAUUUUGACCUCAGCAUUUUACUAAAAUCGCGCACCUCCACCACCGCUGCCGCCGUUGCUGCUUCUGCUUUUAAUUGCGCUGCGCCACUACACCAUGGCGGUUUCCGACGUGGACGCCGUGCUGGAGUUUCUGAGGAAGUACGGUCUGUCUGAGUCCGAGUCCGCUCUCCGACAAGAUGUCUCCGAGAGAGGCGGGGUGGCGUCUUUUGAUUUCGAGAGUUUCGUUUUCCCGAUGGUGCCGCCUCCGCCGCCGGUCAGAAUUCCGGCCAGCUCUCGGAGGAUGGAGGAGGCCGUGGGCGAUACGGACUCGAGUUCGGUUUGUUCGGAUGAUUUCGUGAGCUUGGGGUCUUCUGCGACUGACGCGUAUUCCUCAGGUGCGUGAUUGUCAAUUCGUUUGAUCGCGUUUUUUAGUUUUGUUUGAUAGGUGAUUUUUGCUUUUUUUUUUUCCUUGAAACUAUGACUUUUUGUUUGGUUGCUGAGGAAGUGGAGGAAAAGAGUAGGAAAUUCUGGUGUUUUGGUUCAAUGGAGAAGUAAUCUACUUGAAUUAAGCUUGUGGGGAUAUGCUUUUUGUAAAGGAAGAUGCUAAUCUUCUAGAUUUUCCGUGUACUUCAUUUCCUUGGGAACCAAACAGAGGAUUAUGCCUCUAGCUUUAAGUUUGUAUGUGAUAGAAUUCUCGGAACCCAAACAGAGAUUGAUUCUUUGCAGCUUAAAUGGAUAAUAGGAUUUUGCACAACAAGAGCAAUGAAAAUUUACAAAUCCAUAUGGAGUCCAUUCUGCAACUCAGGCUAAUUCCACAGCUUCAUCAGAUAGCUUAUGUGAAUUUGGUACGGCACGUGAUUACUCUGAUUUUGAUAUGCAAAAUGACCUCUACUGGUACGAUGAGAAAGACGAUGACUACUUCAAUACCUCCUGCUUUGGAGGGUCAGAGUCCUUUGGUUGCCCAAGUGAGGACAAGUUUGUCAUGACUUUGGAGAAAGAUAAGCAGUCUGAAAGCCAAUUGACGUUAAUUCAUAAAUCUGAAGGAUACCCAACAUUACCAACUACUAAUUACCUGGAAAAGCCAUGUGUUUUCAAUCUUACUUCUAUGGAUGGUGUGAAUGACAUUCCAGUGACCGAUUAUUAUCAUUUGGGUGAGCAUUUCCAACCAGACGGGGCCAGAGAAGGAGAUCAUGAGAGCUGUGCAGUUUAUAGCUGUUCAGUCCCCCUUUGCAAAUGCUGUGCUGGUGCCGAAGGGUUUCGUGGUGGUGAUCCUGUAGAUUAUAGCCAAAUGAACUUUGCCGAGACUGAUUUGGAUGGUUCUCAGUUAAAGGUUGUAGGGAAAAUACCAACUGACUGCGAUUCGGCUUCAGAAUAUAAAAUAAACAAGAGCUUUGACUACUCUAUUAAAAGGAGUUCUGCUAAUGAUUUGAUUGGAGAGUUUAAAAGUACCUCUGACUUACAUAUUGAAAACACCGAGCCAAAUGGAAACUAUGGCUAUGAAGUUGGAGAUGAUGGAGAAGUGGCUGGAGAAUGCUAUGAGCCUGAGGCUAAUGUUGAUGACCAGGAAGGUGCUACUGCUGAUGAGCUUUUGAUGUAUGAAAACCAAGAGGAUGAAUAUGAAGUAUUCAAUCUAAGAAUCAUACACAGGAAAAACAGGACUGGAUUUGAAGAGAACAAGGAUCUACCUAUUGUUCUAAAUACUGUCCUUGCCGGCAGAUAUUACAUCACAGAAUACCUAGGUUCAGCCGCUUUCAGCAAAGUUGUUCAAGCACAUGAUCUCCAGACAGGAAUGGAUGUUUGCCUGAAGAUCAUAAAAAAUGACAAGGACUUUUUCGAUCAGAGUUUAGAUGAAAUUAAACUUCUAAAAUAUGUGAACAAGCAUGAUCCUGCUGAUGAACGCCACAUUUUGCGCCUUUAUGACUACUUCUAUCAUCAGGAGCAUCUUUUCAUUGUUUGUGAACUCCUUCGGGCAAACUUAUAUGAAUUUCAGAAAUUUAAUCAAGAAUCUGGUGGAGAGACUUAUUUUACUUUGAAGAGGUUGCAGGUUAUAACCCGGCAGUGUUUGGAGGCACUGGAAUACUUGCAUGACUUGGGAAUUAUCCACUGUGAUCUAAAGCCUGAGAACAUUCUUAUCAAAAGUUACAGGAGAUGUGACAUAAAGGUUAUUGAUCUUGGAAGCAGUUGCUUUCGGACAGAUAACUUGUCCCUCUAUGUACAAUCCCGUUCCUACAGGGCUCCUGAAGUCAUCCUAGGCCUCCCAUAUGAUCAAAGAAUUGACAUUUGGUCUCUUGGUUGCAUCUUGGCCGAGCUCUGCUCUGGGGAGGUGCUUUUUCCGAAUGAUGAACUUGUAACAUUGCUUGUGCGCAUGAUUGGGAUGCUUGGUCCUAUCGAUCUGGAGAUGUUAGUAAGGGGGCAGGAGACUUACAAGUACUUCACAAAAGAAUAUGACCUUUAUCAUAUAAAUGAGGAAACAAACGAAAUGGAAUACUUAAUCCCUGAGGAAUCCUCAUUGGAGGAUCACCUGCAGAUAUCUGAUGUUGGAUUUCUCAACUUCUUGAGAGACUUGCUUGAGAUAAACCCCCAGAGGCGUCCCACUGCAAAAGAGGCGCUAGACCACCCCUGGCUAUCUCAUUCAUACGACUCCAAUUCCAGCCGAGUUUCAGAUGGAAUCUAAUUUUUUUCAGAGACUUAUUAUUUAUGUCAGUUUUGAAGCAUCUCACGAGGGAAUAGCUUCCUGUCAGCACAAGACACAUGCUGAACUGUGUUUCCGAUUUUGUUUCUGGUCAGUAUACAUGUAACUAGGCAUACUUUUAUUUGUUAAUUUAACAUAUUUUUUCACUGUACAAAAGCCUUCCUCUUCCUUCUUUCUUUUUAUCUCUUCUUCAGGUUUGGAGCUUGUCAUUGCUCCAAGCCUGGGUUAUUGAUUGAGCAAAAACAGGAACAUAUACAUCAUAAUGGUACUGAUUUUGUAUUGAAAAUGUGCCCUAAGUCAAAUUCAUAAUGAUCUUACAUUUUCCUUCUUUUUUUCA
Messenger RNA from Vitis vinifera (wine grape), 3143 nucleotides. Its product is annotated as serine/threonine-protein kinase ppk15. The record is from RefSeq and is a predicted model, not a curated record. The transcript is spliced from 8 exons. The coding region runs from base 989 to 2788 and encodes 599 amino acids. Gene Ontology annotation, biological process: peptidyl-threonine phosphorylation; peptidyl-serine phosphorylation. Gene Ontology annotation, molecular function: protein tyrosine kinase activity; ATP binding; protein serine/threonine kinase activity. Lineage: Eukaryota; Viridiplantae; Streptophyta; Magnoliopsida; Vitales; Vitaceae. Gene Ontology annotation, cellular component: cytoplasm.